UCUUACACCACUUAUCCAUUAUAUCCUCCUAUCUUUACCCUUUGUCUUGUCUUCUAUUUCAUUUUGUUUUUCUCUCCUUUUUUUUUUUUCUUUUUGAUUCCUGUCCUUUUAACUGUGUUUUCUUUUUCUUGUUUUCGUUGUAUCUUGGUGGUGAUAAUUUUUGUGGGUGUAGAGUUCAAGUGGUUUUAUGUUAUUUGCUGUGUUGUUUAUGCAUGUGGAGUUUGAGAUCAUGGUGAGGUGAUGACUGUUAAAUGAUAUUGGGACAGGGGAAGACAGACGGUCGAGAGAGUGGUUUACUAUUCUUCGGUUUUUUUAUAUCGUUUUUGGAUUUGGAUAUAUCACCUCUUUGAGCCUUUUAAAGAUGAUAGCUAAUCGAUAAUCUGAAAAGCCAGCAAAAAGAAUCUUUGCUUCCUUAAGGAUUUUUCUUCGAAUUCAUGACAUAUUGAUAAACUAGAUGGCGGUACCAAUUCAAAACUUGCCCGAGAAAAAUUUUGGUCAAGUGCCCUUUGCUUUUAAUUGCCCCUCCUGGUGGUACUCAAAUGAACAACAAAAUCCAGUGUCUGUAUCCAGAAAUAUAAGCUUUAAAGUAAAACCUCCACACCAACUUUAUCGUGAAGGACAGAAUCUAGGUCUUCAACUUCCUGACCAGGAAUCAUCUUCAUGUCAAUCCAUUGGUAAAUCUCACAAUGAAGUGGGUGCCAUGGGGGAGAGCAAUUCUCAAGAUCAAUGCAUUUCAUCUGAAUCUGGUCAAGAUGAAAAUUGUACAAAAGGUGUAGGCGGCAGAAUGAAGCCAGUUUUCUUGUUUAGUACUCCAGAAAUUGCACUCAACCCUUCACAAGUUGAUAAUUGUUAUUCAAUGGCUCGUGCUCCAUUUCCCCAUGCUGAUAAUUACUUUGGUGGAUUGUUUACCCCUUAUGGACCGCAGACUAUUAUUCAGCCCCAGCUUGGUUCUCAGAUGGUGGGGAUGACAUCAGCACGUGUCCCAUUGCCCCUUGAUCUUGCUGAUGAUGGACCAAUUUAUGUUAAUGCAAAGCAAUACCAUGGAAUUCUCAGGAGGAGACAGUCACGUGCAAAGCUAGAGGCACAAAACAAGCUUGUCAAAAGCCGAAAGCCAUAUCUUCAUGAGUCUCGACAUCUGCAUGCAUUAAAUAGGGUUAGGGGGUCAGGUGGACGCUUUCUCAGCACAAAAAGGUCCCAACAGCCUGAUCCAACUUCCACUAGUUGCACGCAUGGUGUUUCAGAUACAAUCAGCUUUCAUCAAAAGAAUGAGAUGUCAGAACGUGAAAUGUGUGUCUCAAGAGCUGGCCAAUCGGGUGCUUCAAACACAACCCGCUCUGAUAUCACCAGUGUCUCCAGCAGUGACCUUAUUUUUAGGCAGCCAGAUCGCCGAUUCUCAGGUAUGUCUACCCACAUUGGUGGAGGCAUGCAAACAAGUGGGGGCCUUAUAUGCAGUGGAACCUAGAGCUGCUUUCAAUUGUCCGGUCAUGAUGUGGCCUGGCCGGGCGGGCAAUUCAUCCUUGGCUUUGUCUAAUCACUUCCUACGUGGUUACAAAUUUGUUAUGAAAGAGUGCAUCAAAAAGACUUGUGGUGUGCUGUAUUAGUUAUGUUAAGCAUGAGUGAAGAAGGUUUGCAGACCCAUCAGUUUACUACUCUUUAAUUGUUAUUAGUACUUGGUUGUUAUUUUAACAAGAAGUCUUUUUUAAGUCUACGAGUCACCUUGCUUUUCUUUUUAAUUGUUAUUAUUAUUACUUAGUUGUUUCCAUUUU
Jatropha curcas is the source of this 1766-nucleotide messenger RNA. NCBI's taxonomy places the organism in Eukaryota, Viridiplantae, Streptophyta, Magnoliopsida, Malpighiales, Euphorbiaceae. The record is from RefSeq and is a predicted model, not a curated record.